UGUUCUGUUCAGGCGGCAGCAGUUGCUUCUCGGUGGUGUCUCGGCCAUGACACACAUUUGACAUGCCUUCCCUUAACUCACUCAUAGACUGUCUCUCUUGCCCUGCAGCAUGGACCAAAGAGAAAUUCUGCAGAAGUUCCUGGAUGAGGCCCAAAACAAGAAAAGUAACAAAGCGGAGUUUGCCAAUGAAUUUCUGAAGCUGAAAAAACAAUCUACCAAGUACAAGGCAGAAAAAACCUAUCCCACAACUGUGGCUGAGAGGCCUGAGAAUAUCAAGAAAAACAGAUAUAAGGAUAUCUUGCCAUAUGAUCAUAGCCGAGUAGAGCUGUCCUUGAUAACAUCUGAUCAGAAUUCCAGCUACAUCAAUGCCAGCUUCAUUAAGGGAGUUUAUGGACCCAAGGCUUAUAUUGCCACCCAGGGGCCCUUGUCUACAACUCUCCUGGACUUCUGGAGGAUGAUUUGGGAGUACAGUGUUCUGAUCAUUGUUAUGGCAUGCAUGGAGUUUGAAAUGGGGAAGAAAAAGUGUGAGCGCUACUGGGCUGAGCCAGGAGAGACACAACUCCAACUUGGCCCUUUCUCCAUAUCCUGUGAAGCUGAAAAUAGAAAAUCUGAUUAUAUAAUCAGGACUCUAAAAGCCAAGUUCAACAGUGAAACUCGAACUAUCUACCAGUUCCAUUACAAGAAUUGGCCAGACCACGAUGUGCCUUCAUCUAUAGACCCUAUUCUUGAGCUCAUCUGGGAUGUGCAUUUUUACCAAGGGGAAGACAGUGUUCCCAUAUGCAUUCACUGCAGUGCCGGUUGUGGAAGGACUGGUGUUAUCUGUGCUAUUGAUUAUACAUGGAUGUUGCUAAAAGAUGGGAUAAUUCCUGAGAACUUCAGUGUUUUUAGUUUGAUCCAGGAAAUGCGAACACAGAGGACUUCAUUAGUUCAAACUAAGGAACAGUAUGAACUGGUCUACAAUGCUGUAUUAGAACUAUUUAAGAGACAGAUGGAUGUUAGCAGGGAUAAACACUCUGGAACAGAGAUUCAAGCAAAGUAUUCAUUUCCUGAACAAAAUCCCACUCUAGGAGCAGACUCUUAUUCUCCUAAGUUACCAAAAGACAGCAUAAAUGAAGCAAAAAUAAUGAACCAACAGAACAAACUAAAGAUACGGGGGAAAACUGAAGAAGUUGCUUCCUUUGACCUCAAGACUUCUGAAAUAAGUGAAAAGGGUGCAUUAGUUUUGCACCCUGCUAAACAGAGCAGUUCUUUUGACUUUUUGGAGCUAAACUGUAGUUGUAACAAAAACGCUGACAAACUCGCGAAUUGGGAGACAAAGGCAUUUCCAAUAGCUGGGGAGCCUCUUCAGAAGCAUCAAAGUUUAGACUUGAGCACCAUUUUGUUUGGAACAUGUCCUAAUUCUAAACCUGUAAAUGCAGCAGGAAGAUAUUUUAAUUCAAAGGGGCCAAUAAUGAGGACCAAAUCAACUCCCUUUGAAUUGAUACAACAGAGAGGCACCAAAGAGUUGGACAUCAAGGAAAAUUUUCCUCAUUUGGAAUCUCAACUGCACAAUUCUUGUCUUGAGCAGGCUCAAAAAGUGAUGCAUGUUUCUUCAGCAGAACUGAAUUAUUCACCGCCAUAUGACUCUAAGCACCAAACGUGUAAUGCCUCUAAUGCAAAGCAGCAUGACUCUAGUGCUUCUAAGGUAUAUUCUUACAUGUCUUUAGUAGAAGAUCCUUAUUUUUCAUCAUUGUCUCCAAGUAUUGCUGGAUCUAAGAUGUCUCUUGAUUUACCUGAGAAGAAAGAUGGAACUGUUUUACCUUGUUGUUCAUUGCCAACAUCCUCUACAACCCUCUUUUCUUAUUACAAUUCACAUGAUCCUUUAGCACUAAAUCCUCCGACCAAUUUUCCCCCACCACUGAACCAAGAGACAGCAGCAAUAGCAACUUCUCUAAGGAUAGAUGACGAAAUCCCCCCUCCACUUCCUGAACGGACACCUGAAUCGUUUAUUGUGGUCGAGGAAGCUGAAGAAUUCCCACUGAGUGUUCCCAAAUCCUUAUCCUCAGCUGUAAAGGUAAAAAUUGGAACAUCACUAGAAUGGAGUGGAACAUCUGAAUCAAAGAAAUUUGAUGACUCUGUGAGACUUAGACCAACCAAGAGUGUAAAACUCCGGAGUCUCAAACCAGAUCUACAUCAAGAUCGUUCUUCUUCCCCGCCACCUCCACUCCCAGAAAGAACCCCUGAAUCCUUCUUUCUUGCUGAUGAAGAUUGUAUGCAGGCUCAAUCUAUAGAGACUUAUUCUACUAGCUGUCCUAAUACCAUGGAAAAUUCAACAUCUUCAAAACAGACAUUGAAGACUCCUGGAAAAAAUUUCACAAGGAGUAAGAGUUUGAAAAUUUUGCGAAACAUGAAAAAGAGUAUCUGUAAUUCUUCCCCACCAAACAAGCCUGCAGACUCUGUUCAGUCAAAUAACUCCAGGUCCUUUCUGAAUCUUGGUUUUGCAAAUCGUUUUUCAAAACCCAAAGGACCAAGGGACCCACCAUCAACUUGGAAUAUUUAACACAACUUUGGAAUAUAGGCUG
Messenger RNA from Diceros bicornis minor, 2561 nucleotides. It is a transcript of the gene PTPN22, whose product is annotated as protein tyrosine phosphatase non-receptor type 22. Bases 110 to 2539 code for a protein of 809 amino acids. Gene Ontology annotation, cellular component: nucleus; cytoplasm. Gene Ontology annotation, molecular function: non-membrane spanning protein tyrosine phosphatase activity. The record is from RefSeq and is a predicted model, not a curated record. Lineage: Eukaryota; Metazoa; Chordata; Mammalia; Perissodactyla; Rhinocerotidae. Gene Ontology annotation, biological process: positive regulation of defense response to virus by host; positive regulation of protein K63-linked ubiquitination; peptidyl-tyrosine dephosphorylation. The transcript has 21 exons.